Messenger RNA from Diaporthe citri, 1107 nucleotides. RefSeq lists its product as uncharacterized. The transcript has 5 exons. The record is from RefSeq and is a predicted model, not a curated record. Lineage: Eukaryota; Fungi; Ascomycota; Sordariomycetes; Diaporthales; Diaporthaceae. Bases 1 to 1107 code for a protein of 368 amino acids.
AUGGUCACAAGUCAGUUGCAUUGCAAACGCGCCGGACUGGGGCACGUCACUUCGCAACCAGCAGACGACCCGUCUGCAAAGAAGAGAGAGGGCAGAGGCGACACGAUGCCCAAGUCCAACAGUCGGCGUCUCGACAAGGACGAGAAAAACGUCCUGCUUCACCUCCUGCAGGCGCCCAAGCUGACCAACUGCGAUAUUGCCCGCAUUUUGAAGGUCGACGAACGCACCAUCAGCCGUCGGAGGAAGCAGCUCAGGACCCUUGGCCACCUGAGCCCCGAGAGGAAUGUCAAAGGCGCAGAGAAGCUCCACGAGUGGCAGCUCGAGAGAGUCAUCGCCCUCCUCGACGAGAACCCCGACCUCCAGCUGAAGGACAUCAAGGACUUCCUGCAGACCGAGUACGAUCUCAGCGUCACCGUGUCCACCAUCAGCCGCCAGCUUUCCAGAGCAAAUCACGCCCGGGCCAGGAGGCCAGGCUACAAAGGCAAACGGCCCGACCUGCAGCUCCCGGAACCACCGCUCUCCGCCCAGGACCAGCCUCAGUAUGCCUUCGCCGACGCAGCAGUCGGCGAGCAGCCGCGCCAGAGCCAGCCUCAAGCCGCCACUGACUUGCAGCCCACGGAGGCUCUGCAGCAGGAACGCCCGCUCAUGCUGAAAUGUCCCUACUUCGCGGCCAACCCUCAGCGAUACAUGAGCCACCCCUACUGCCAGAGCGCCUGGCCCACAGCUCGUGAUGCAAGAGACCAUGUCGUGCGGCAGCAUUCCGUCCCCACGUUUAGGUGUAACCGCUGUAUGGAUCACUUCGACGACAACACGGCGCUUGUCUUGCACCACAGGGCGCAAGAGCCUUGCCCGCUGCGCGAGUGGGUGGUGCCCGAGGGCGUCGAUGAAGAACAGAAGGAGAAGCUACGGAGGAUAGGCCAGGGCGACGAGGUCGAAAAGUGGAAGAGGAUAUUCCGCAUUGUCUUUCCAGAGCUUGAGGACAUGCCCAAUCACCUGUUUUAUGAGCCUGCAUAUUUUACAGCUAUUGACCCUACCUUGGGGGAUCUCCCUCAGCCAGGCCAGGCAGGCCAAGCGGUAGGGUCGGCGGCAGUAGCUACCACUGAAUAA